GUAUCCACUGGCCAGAUCGAGGGUGGAGAACCAGCAGGCGUGGCUUAAUGUGUCUAGGGCAUCAUCUAACCUUGGGAGGGGAUCUCAUCCUUACAGGUGACAUCAUUAAGCUUCCUAUAGUCGACACAAAAUCGGAGCCCAGCCCCCUUUUUUCGCCCCAAGACUGUAUCAAUUUCAUGCCUAGUCAAAUGAGUCCUGCCCAGAUCGGUCUCACCCUGGCUAAAGACAGGAAGAUUUCUGAGCAACAACUGUUUUGCUGCCUCGAUUUGUUCAGGUGAGUGACCCCUACUUUCCACCCCAAACUGACUCAUAAGACUGUCCACUGUCCAAGUCUUAUUACCGAGAUCAACCACUGCACCAUACCUGGACAAGAAGUCAAAACCAAGCAGAAUUUCUUCUGAUGGUAUGUCUGACACCAAGAAUUCAGCAACCAAGGCUAAAGAAUCGAAAUUGGCACAUUGCCUGCCAGCUCCCAAGGAUCUGCAUUGCCCCCCCAUUCACUGCUCUUGCAUCCCCAGCAUACUCCUGUAAGUCAGACCCUCCCUUUGUGAAAGACAGCCAUGUCUGUUUAGGUAUAAUAGAACAUGUGGCUCCAGUAUCAACCAACACAUGGCAAUUUAACCCACCUAUCUUGGCUGCAAGGUAGCCAGAACCUCUUUUAGUCUUCUCCGGGGCCCCAGUGAACACUGAUGAGAAGGGGGCGGACAUUUGGCCCUCUGUGCACACCCCCUCUGGUUUCCCUGUAGGUAAGGGCAGUUGCAUCGUAUGUGCCGGUUACAGCCAUACUCCCAGCAUCCCCCCCCCCCCCCCGCUACAUAGCCUCCUGUUAAGCUACUGUACUGCUGUGUGCAUUAACUGGCUGGGGGAGAGGGGCUGACGCUGCCAACGGAGUAGGAGCAGGAUGUGCUGGAUUUGUUUUUAGCACCUGUACAGCAGCCUGCUGGGACUUAACCUCCUGUCUCAACCCUUCCACCACCCCAAGCAAAGUUUCUACCUGUUCAUUGUCUUUAGUUUUCUGUUCCGAGACCCUCCGAACUUCAGCAUCCUGGGCUAAGUGGCUAUUUUCCAGCCCCCUAAUGAGCUCAAGUUCUGAAGCCAGAUUAAUUGCAGCCUCUAAGGUUGCAGGUUUAUCACUGCGAAGGCUAAUACGCAGAUUGCCACUGCCCACAUAACUGAUAAAAUGGUCUUUUGCCAGUAAAUCCUGUGUGUUAAGGUCUGCAGAUGGGUAAGCCCUAGCAACCAACCGGUGCAGGGCAAUACCAAAAUCACGGACACUUUCACUGUGAAGUCUCUUUCUUGAGGAAAAGUUAACUCGAUUCCAAUCGUCACUAUCACAGGGGUCCAAACACCUCCCCAUAGCUUCUUUCAAUGAAGUGUAAUUAGUUUUAUCUGCUGCUGAUAAUCCACUGUAAACCUCACGGGCUUGACCUGAUAGCAAAAGACCCAUGAACUUCAGUCUCAGUGAUCCAUCCCAGUUAUUUACAUCUGCAGCCUUUUCAAAUUUCUCAGCCCAAUCUUCGCAGUACCACUCGAUGCCAGUAAACGUCUAAGGCAUAAAGAUUGGUACAUUGGACAUUGCCCUAUUAGUAGCUGAUGGUGUGGGGGCAUUUUGAUUCAUGACUAGCUCAGGGUGAGCGGCGUCGUUCUCAGGUUCUUACAUUGUUAUAUCCCACCACUGCCACCAGUGUAAUAAAUGUGGGUUUUACCUUUGGCAACAAAUGAAAAGUUAAGUUAAGUUGAAUCCCAGCACACAAAUUGAACCACUACACACAGGGCUAGUAGCUUUAAGGCUCACUUGGGAACAAGCUAAGUUGAAGAACCACUACACACAGGCUAAACUUUCAGCAUGAGGCAAAAGGCAUGCUACACCCUUUUAAGACACCACAGACACAAGACACAACUCAGGAUUCCCUGCUGCAGCACUUGAAGCGAGUUGCCUGCCAGUCUGGGUGAAAAUGAACAUAUCUAUUUGAUCAAAUAAUGAUUUGGUGAUAUUCUCAAUAGCUUUUAAUGAUUCCUUGACCCAGAAAAAAGUAUAUUUUGACACCAAGAUUGACCGUUUAAGUGGCUUGAAAGAUAUACUGGUUCUCUUAGACUUUAUAUGGCUGCCAUCUCUGAUCCACAAUCUUUAUUUAAAUAAGCCCCCUGACUUUAACUACUUACAUUAUGGUGUAAAUACUUAUGCAUAGGUAAAGAAUCUUACCACUUCUAAUGCCACAGUGAUUUAUUCAAAUAGUGUGAGGCAUCAUUUCCGUAAUGAUGCUUUUAUUUUGAAGAGAUCAAAGGAGUGACAGGAAGUAUCAGUAGUUUGUUGCUUCUUUAACUCAACAUUUAACUGUCGUCGUGACAGUGAGUCUGCAGGAACGAACGAGGUGUGUCCAUCACUCUUGUCCAAGACAAGAGAGUGACUGUGAUCACCGUGGAGACGGACAGGACGACCAUGUUGCCGCCGCUACAGAUCCUCAAGACUCUUUGGUUCAGCAUGCAGAGCUGCUCUCUGUUCAGGAGGGCCGACGGUCUGAUGCAGUCCAACACAGUCUCAGCUCUCGGGACCAUACAGAUCAUGGUGGGCCUGUUCAACAUUGGACUGGGACCUGGACGAACAACUCUACAUCCUGGGGAUUUUGCACAUUUGGGAGCUGCUUACUGGCUGGGUGGUGUGUGCAUCUUAACUGGAAUCGUGUCCCUUCUUGCAGACAGGUGCAGCGGUUCUUUCUUGGUGGGCACUGCUGUGCUGAUGAACAUCAUCGGAUCCAUCUUCUCCAUUAUUGGCAUCUACAUGUAUGCUAUGGACAUAGACGAUAUCACUCACGUGGGGUUCUGUGACAACUCCAGUGCUCGUAGUUAUGAUGACUGCGAAUUUGUGGAGCUCUUUUUCAAGCGUAUGCUGAAAGGAAUGGACACCACCAUGAUCGUCCUGACUGUUCUUCAGCUGAUUGUCUGUAUAACUGUUACUGUUCUGGGCAUCAGGGUUCUGUUCCACCUGAGGAACAAAGAGCAGGACGCCAGAGAUGAUGAUAUUUACCAGCCGGAGACGAAGGAAGCCCUCCUGACUGGUCCUGAUUCGCCGCUACAGAUCCUCAAGACUCUUUGCUUCAGCACACAGAGCUGCUCUCUCUUCAGGAGGGCCGACGGUCUGAUGCAGUCCAACACAGUCUCAGCUCUCGGGACUCUUCAGAUCAUGGUGGGCCUGUUCAACAUCGGACUGGGAUCAGGACGAACGCGUCUACAUCCUGGAGAUUUUGUUAGUUGGGAAGUUGCUUACUGGCUCGGUGGUAUGUUCAUUCUUGCUGGCAUCAUGUCUUUCACUGUGGAUCGGUUCAGCUCUGUUUACUUGGUGGGCUUUGCUGUGGCUGUGAACACCAUCGGAUCCAUCCUGGCUCUCAUCGGCUCUGUGCUAUACGGCGCAGACAUCUUAGAUUUCUCUGAACUGAGCUUAUGUGACGAGUCCAAUGUUCGUUACAGCCCCUGCCAAUCAACGCAAUACUUGUUGCAGCGUCUGGUGAUAGGCAUGGACAUCUCUAUGAUCGUCCUGACCGUUCUUCAGCUGAUUGUCUGCAUCACUGUUACUGUUCUGGGCAUCAGGGUUCUGUUCUACCUGAGGAACAAAGAGCAGGACGCCGGAGAUGAUGAGAUUUACCAGCCGGAGAUGAAGGAAGCCCUCCUGACUGGUCCUGGUGCUUAAAAUCAAUUCAUAAAUCAUCCAAACACAAAGAUGUAGAGUGUGAUGAUCAAUGUGGACUUUUAGUAUAUCAGCUUCAAAUAACCAAAAACGGCUUCUUCUUUAUUUUCUUCUUCUUUUUUUUUUUUUUACAAAACAUACACUGCAA
Messenger RNA from Centropristis striata (black sea bass), 3830 nucleotides. RefSeq lists its product as uncharacterized. The record is from RefSeq and is a predicted model, not a curated record. NCBI's taxonomy places the organism in Eukaryota, Metazoa, Chordata, Actinopteri, Perciformes, Serranidae. The coding region runs from base 2441 to 3685 and encodes 414 amino acids. Gene Ontology annotation, cellular component: membrane. The transcript is spliced from 13 exons.